Cordyceps fumosorosea ARSEF 2679 is the source of this 1260-nucleotide messenger RNA. Its product is annotated as Aromatic-ring hydroxylase-like protein. The coding region runs from base 1 to 1260 and encodes 419 amino acids. NCBI's taxonomy places the organism in Eukaryota, Fungi, Ascomycota, Sordariomycetes, Hypocreales, Cordycipitaceae. Gene Ontology annotation, molecular function: FAD binding. The transcript has a single exon. The record is from RefSeq and is a predicted model, not a curated record.
AUGUCUACCAACCUCCCAUCUCACCACUUCCUCUCAGGAAAGUCGAUAUUUGUCAUCGGCGCUGGCCUUUCCGGCUCUGCCUUUGUUGCUAGCCUCCGGGCUGCAUGGGACUAUGACAGUCCUUUUCCAGACAUCUCGGUGUUUGACCGUGACCCCAAGGCUACACAUGAACGACGUGGGGGCUACAGCUUGUCUCUUAUUGGAAGCGACGUAUCAGGCGGGCUCAUCGCUCUCAAUAAGAUGGGACUUCUCCUCGAUGUUUUGCGCGGGGCCAUCGCAGGCGUAGGCGACGACGGUGCUUUUAAGCUCUGGACAUCGGGUUGGAUAGAGAUGGGAGGAGGACGACGCUCCCCCCUGCAAGGAAUACCGACAGCAAACGUACGCAUUUCCCGGAAGCAGAUUCGUCAAAUACUGCUUGAAGGUGCUCAGCUCAACAACGAAGACGCCGUAUACUGGGGUACUCAGUGCCUGUCCAUGUCGAAGCUGCCUUCUGGUCGCCUGGCGGUGGAAACAAUCCGAGUCGAUGAAAACAAGCCUCGGUUUAUGGAUUGCGACAUCGUCGUCGUUGCGGACGGCGCCAAUAGCAAGAUCCGCAGCUUUCUACGGCCGAGCGAUGUCCUGGAAUACACAGGGGCAGUUCUGCGCACAGCGGUGUCCAGAUUUUCCGGUCCGUUGCCAAAGGAAAUUGGCAGAAACUGGGGGUUUGUUCUAUCUGGCAGCGGCACAUCAUGCUUCGUGUCCCCGGCAGGAAAAGGGGAUCUUCAAUGGGCCGUUGGUCAUUUGGAGCCCAAGGUGUCGACUGAAAUACGGGAUGUCGAUCAUGCGAAGCUCAUCGUCCAGCAAUGCGCGAGUUUGGGCUCCAAUAUUGCAGAACCUUUCAAGACCAUUCUCUCCAAGACAGAUCCGGAGACGGUGAUGUGCAUCAAUGCCCACGACAAGCUACCCUUUCAGCAUUCCGAGAUAGGCAAAAUGCCAGUUGUCUUCAUCGGCGAUAGCAAUCAUGCCCUGAGCCCGUUCGCAGGAUACGGUGCGAAUCUUGGGUUAAGCGACGCGUGGGAUCUGGCAGAGCAACUCGUUAAAGGCAACUCUUUGGAAGAGGCAGUUGCAGCGUAUGAUAGCAUCAGCUAUCCACGAGCAAAGGGGGUUGUCACCCGCUCUCGAAAAUUGUUGCGGACUGGUCACAGCACUGGGUUGCGAUAUCUCCUCUUUAUGCUUGCGCUGCUGGUAUUAAAGGCAUUUCGUUGGAUUUUUCGUAGAUAG